Molecule: messenger RNA, 1407 nt
Organism: Myxocyprinus asiaticus (Chinese sucker)
Lineage: Eukaryota; Metazoa; Chordata; Actinopteri; Cypriniformes; Catostomidae
Product: transmembrane protein 88-like
Exons: 4
Coding region: 256-915 (219 amino acids)
Cellular component (GO): plasma membrane
Molecular function (GO): PDZ domain binding
Source: RefSeq, a predicted model, not a curated record
GAUAUAUCCAAGUUGCCAAGGCAGGAGAUCUUCGUCAAAGGAAGGAAAGAGCAGAGCAGGAAAGGAGGAAGAGAAAGAGUUGAAAUAGAAGACUGACUGUUCCAAAGUGUUCAGUUUCACACAGAGAGAGUGCGUGGAAUUACUGUAGGUAGACAACUGGAUAUGAGAACUUGGAGGGAAGGUGCUUUUGAAGGGAGCGGACAGUCAACUUGAUUGCUCUAAACCAAAAACUGGACUAUCACACCCCGCAGACUGAUGAAUGGCAAGAUGAGUCUUUCUCGUAAUGGCACCCUGGAGAAACCUGUCUCCCUCCAGCCUUAUACUGAGCAGGGGGAGUCUGAAUCACCUCAGCACCAUCUCCAUCACACUGGCUCCAUCUCCUCGAGCACGCCAGCAAAUGUGUCCAACUCAGGAGUGGUGGUUCCUCCUCCAUACUCAAUAGCAGGCAGUGCAGUGAAUGAACCUCCUAUGGAGUUGAGGGGCUCUUUGGACUGUUGGGCCUGUUCUGUUCUGGUGACAGCACAGAAUCUGAUCAUCGCCACUCUCAACUUGGGUCUUGCUGCAAUUAUCUUUGGCCUCAUUCUCUUGCCGUCACUUGUCAUGGUCGUUUUUGGCUUCCUUUGCCAUUCAACGGUUCAGCGCCAUGGCACUAACGUCUACUGUUCAGAUCUCUUGGAUGAUGGAGGCUGUGUGGCUUUGCUGGUGGUGGGUUUCCUGCUGCUGGCUCCACUACUGGUUCUGGCCCUGGCUGCAUACUGCAGGAUGGCACGCCACCUCCAGUUGGGUUUGUGCUUCAUUCCCUACAGCCGUGCUGUCUACAAGAACCUGCCUGCAUCACGUCAUCGAGGCCUAGGGGGCUGCUGCAGCCAGCAGGGGGCAGGAGACAGUGAGAGAAAGGGUAGUGUGUGGGUUUAAAAUACAAAUUACUAAAGAAAGUGCCUGUUGAAUUUACUGUGAAUAGAAAUAGCAAUAAUUACAUACCUGUACAGAAAAUGUAUAGGCCUAAUGCCAAGACAAAUCAUGAGUAAAAUAAAAGCCACAUUCUCUGCAGUUUUGUUAAACUAAAAAAAAAAAAAAAAAAAUUAAAGUUCUCAUUUAUUCAAAGUUGCUUUCUUUUUAAUCUGUGCAAUUAUUCUGGCCUUUUUUAACUGGAUCUAUAGGGUGGUGUUAAAAGAGGGAAACUUUUUUUCUUUGUUUUUUUACUAAUGAAUAAUUUUACCAAUAUUUUAUCAAUUAACUAUUUUAAUGUUGUUCCUUUGUAACAUGUUUUUGCAUUUUUAGUAUUGUCUGUACAUUAAGAAACCUUCUUGGUGAUGAAAUUUCUAAAAUGUUAUUAUUAUUGUACAAAUCUGUUACUAAUCUUACAAUAAAUAAAGCAUUCCUGUCAUAUUUCCAUGGAUUAUCAAA